AUGAAAAAGAAACACGGGGAUUGGGGAAUUCCAAACCGCCCCAGCAGGCAGCCCAAACUCCGUGAACAGACCGAGACCGACACGAUCGCCGGGGAACAUUUCCCGUGGCCCAAGCGUUUUUCGCGUUUCUCCCGCGUGCAACGGUGGCAGCUCGCGUCACGGGCGUGUCAGGAUAACAGUAUAGUUCACGAUCAUAAUAACCAUUGUGCUCAGUUUGUGAGAGAUCUACUCGAUCGGACAGAGGAAAAUCUGAUACUUGAGAAACAGGCAACGUCUGCGUUCGCCAAUCCCACGAUCAAUUUCCCCGACCGAGCAACCACGCAGGACCGUUGUGCUGUCAUUUCUGUCCGUGAAAGAAUCUCACGUUUGAUCACCACCUUAAACCCCGCCGUUUUCGCAAUUCAACCCCAGACUCGGGUCGCAAUCCCUCAGUUGAGCCUCAAAAUCUUCCUACAUUCGAUCGCCGUUACAGUCAUCUCGAAAAACGCCAACCUAGCAGCUAUGGGCAAGGGCAAGAAUGAGCCCGAUGCUGCCGCCGGUCGCAGUGCUGCGGGGGGUGCAAAGAAGGCGACCUCUACAGCAGCGAAUGGACUGAACCUAGCCUCCCCGCCCGGGUCGAGAACACCACCGAGCAUGCCCUCGAAAAAGACCCUGUUUUAUCCAGAUCUGCAGGGUAGCCAACAGAAAAGUCGCAAUAGCUCCGAGCCCAUUGAUCCCAAUGCGCUAGCCAAGGCGUUGAAAGAAUAUGAGGAUGCUGGCAACCCGCGCGAACGAACGCCCGGGACGAGUCCGAGUCGAAAGAGACAGAGAGUAUAUGGUGAUAGAUUCAUCCCAAACCGGGACGGACAGGAUCUUCAAGCGACCUAUAGUCUGCUUCAUGAAGACGGUUGUCCUUCUACCCCGUCGAAGUCGAAACGACGAACCCCGCAUUCAGAACUCCAUUUCCAAAAGACCGAAGAGGCAAAUAGAAUGUAUUCGCGAGUCUUGCGCAGCGAGCUGUUCGGAAAUACUGUGCCACAGGCAGAACUCGACUCGUUAUCGCCAGAUCCAUUGCUAGGACUCGGCAGCGGUAUCCUUGACAAAACUCGUUCUCACACUCCUCCCUCACACGUCGUGUCGAAUAUACCCCCCGCUAGCAUCACCCCCUCCACGCCCCACAAAAACCUCUUCAACUACGCCUCCCCUCGCACUGGCUCCGCCCAUCCCACACCUUCGAAGACGCCUCGCAGCCAACAUGGCCCGAACCUCAACGUCCGAUCCGAACUCUACAGUCUCUCUCCCAUCCGCUAUGAUAGUCAGCGCAUCCUCGAAACUCCGCGCAAGCAACCGCGCUACGUGAACAAAGUUCCGUAUAAGGUGCUAGAUGCGCCCGACUUGCAAGAUGAUUUCUAUCUUAACCUGGUGGACUGGGGCAGUAGUAACGUUCUAGGAGUGGGACUGGGCAACUCGGUUUACAUGUGGAACUCCCAGUCGGGACGAGUCACUAAACUCUGUGAACUGAAGGACGACACAGUCACUAGCGUCAGCUGGAUUCAGAGGGGAACACACCUUUCUAUCGGAACCGGAAAGGGACUUGUGCAGAUUUGGGAUGCAGAACGUUGUCGACGUCUUCGAACAAUGGUUGGACAUACCAACCGUGUGGGAGCUCUCGCAUGGAACGACCAUAUCCUCACGUCUGGAUCCCGAGAUCGGUUAAUCUUCCACCGUGAUGUCCGUUCUCCAGACCAAUACCUGCGCCGGCUCUCCGGUCACAAGCAGGAGGUCUGCGGGUUGAGAUGGAACACGGAAGACGGUCAAUUAGCUUCUGGCGGUAAUGAUAACAAACUGAUGGUGUGGGACAAGUUAAACGAAACGCCUCUUUAUCGGUUCUCUGACCACACCGCUGCCGUCAAGGCCAUAGCCUGGUCACCUCACCAGCACCAUCUACUUGCGUCGGGUGGAGGAACGGCCGAUAGAACGAUCAAAUUCUGGAACACAUCAACUGGCUCGAUGAUCAAGGAGGUCGACACAGGCAGCCAGGUCUGCAACUUGGCCUGGUCGAAGAACUCCGAUGAAAUCAUCAGCACCCAUGGUUACAGCCAGAACCAGAUCGUCAUUUGGAAGUAUCCGCGCAUGGAGCAGGUUGUCUCGCUGACCGGCCAUACCUUCCGUGUCCUCUACUUAGCCAUGAGCCCUGACGGCCAAACGGUAGUCACGGGAGCUGGAGACGAGACUUUGAGAUUCUGGAAGAUAUUUAACAGGCGGCCUGGACGAAAUCAGGAACGCGAGGGUAGCAAAUUGGCCGAAUGGGGUACCAUCCGGUGA
Molecule: messenger RNA, 2304 nt
Organism: Aspergillus affinis
Lineage: Eukaryota; Fungi; Ascomycota; Eurotiomycetes; Eurotiales; Aspergillaceae
Product: WD40 repeat domain-containing protein
Exons: 5
Coding region: 1-2304 (767 amino acids)
Biological process (GO): positive regulation of ubiquitin protein ligase activity; anaphase-promoting complex-dependent catabolic process; positive regulation of anaphase-promoting complex-dependent catabolic process
Cellular component (GO): anaphase-promoting complex
Molecular function (GO): ubiquitin ligase activator activity; anaphase-promoting complex binding; protein binding
Source: RefSeq, a predicted model, not a curated record